Messenger RNA from Pterocles gutturalis (yellow-throated sandgrouse), 351 nucleotides. RefSeq names its product ribosomal protein L14 (gene RPL14). Gene Ontology annotation, cellular component: cytosolic large ribosomal subunit; ribosome. NCBI's taxonomy places the organism in Eukaryota, Metazoa, Chordata, Aves, Pterocliformes, Pteroclidae. The record is from RefSeq and is a predicted model, not a curated record. The annotation marks the transcript as partial. The transcript has 4 exons. Gene Ontology annotation, molecular function: structural constituent of ribosome; RNA binding. Gene Ontology annotation, biological process: ribosomal large subunit biogenesis; translation.
GUGUUCAAACGCUUCGUCGAGAUUGGCAGAAUUGCCUUCAUUUCCUUCGGGCCACAUGCUGGCAAGCUGGUGGCCAUUGUGGAUGUUAUUGACCAAAACAGGGCACUAGUUGAUGGCCCCUGCAGUGGUGUCAGGAGGCAGGCUAUGCCCUUCAAGUGCAUGCAGCUGACUGACUUUGUUCUCAAGUUCCCACACAGUGCUCGUCAGAAGUGUGUGCGACUUGCCUGGGAGAAGGAGAAUAUAAAUGAAAAAUGGGCAGCAACGAGAUGGGCAAAGAAGAUUGAAGCUCGAGAAAAGAAAGCCAAAAUGACUGACUUCGAUCGCUACAAGGUUAUGAAAGCAAAGAAAAUG